Messenger RNA from Bombyx mandarina (wild silkworm), 871 nucleotides. RefSeq names its product cuticular protein RR-2 motif 130 (gene CPR130). The record is from RefSeq and is a predicted model, not a curated record. Gene Ontology annotation, cellular component: extracellular matrix. Lineage: Eukaryota; Metazoa; Arthropoda; Insecta; Lepidoptera; Bombycidae.
AAAAUUUUUCUUUUCCAUAUGCUCGGUAAUAAACAACAUUUCAUGACAAUUCGCAUUGAAAUUUAACCUACGCAAUGUUUUUAACGUUCCGCUGCGUAGCCUAGCCGAUGCCGAAUUAUUGAAAAUUAUUGAUUCAUAGUUUGCCGCAACUAGACAAGUUCACGAUUGCACGUAUUCUUUCUGAAUUAUCGGCCGGUAUAAAACCUCAAGACCCGUGGAACAAGCAUCAGUCCUGCCUGGAUCUUUGCUGCUGUCCACCACCCCGUCGUUUAAAUUUUACAUCAUGGCCUUUUUAUUUAAGAUAUUUGUCGCGAUCCUGUUAGCAACUCCAGCCUUCACUGGAAAAACGGGAGGUUAUUCCUAUAACCGGUUCAGUGGGCCUGUCAGCGGUCAGAUCGUCGAAGUCCAAGUACCGGCGGCUGAAGGGAUUCCGGCUCAACAACACGCAGAUUACGGAUACGAUCAUAAUUCAGGGAAAAUACACCCGGACACCGCCAAAUAUGCACAUUUGAAGACCGUAGAUUACGUGGCCAAGCCGGACUACACAUACGCUUACGGCGUAGAAGAUCCUCACACAGGAAACCUCCAGAACCACAAGGAACAGCGUGACGGCGACGUCGUGCGUGGAGAAUAUUCGCUGGUUGAGCCCGACGGUUCCGUUAGACUGGUUAGGUAUACAGCAGACCCGAAGAACGGCUUCCAAGCUGUAGUACACAAGAAGGCCGGAGGUCAAGCCCAAGCGCCCGUACAUUACGGACAUCCGAAACAAGACGAAGAUGACUCCAACGACUACUAGUCUUAUAAAACUUUUAAAUAGUACAUAGUACCGAUGUUGACUUAUUUAUUAUUGUUAUACUUUAUUAAAUCGUUG